This is a messenger RNA of Elgaria multicarinata webbii, 3681 nucleotides long. RefSeq names its product highly divergent homeobox (gene HDX). Gene Ontology annotation, biological process: regulation of transcription by RNA polymerase II. NCBI's taxonomy places the organism in Eukaryota, Metazoa, Chordata, Lepidosauria, Squamata, Anguidae. Bases 182 to 2272 code for a protein of 696 amino acids. The record is from RefSeq and is a predicted model, not a curated record. The transcript has 10 exons. Gene Ontology annotation, molecular function: RNA polymerase II cis-regulatory region sequence-specific DNA binding; DNA-binding transcription factor activity, RNA polymerase II-specific.
GGCCGGCGCUGAUCUCAAGCUCCGAUUGGCCGCUGUCUACGCUGACGUCACGAUCAUGAUGAGAAUUAAUGAUCGGAGGCGCUGAUUUCAUUGUGUGACGCCGGGACCGACCCAGCCGAAACCGGCUGAAUUCGGAGCCCUGGGGCCCCCCGGACCAGCCCCGCUUGUCCCACAGAGCACGAUGAAUCUGCGUUCUGUAUUUACUGCAGAACAACAAAGGAUAUUGCAGCGUUAUUAUGAAAAUGGAAUGACAAAUCAGAGUAAAAAUUGCUUUCAGCUCAUAUUACAGUGUGCACAAGAAACUAAGCUGGACUUCAGUGUAGUCAGGACCUGGGUUGGCAACAAAAGAAGGAAGAUGAGCAGCAAGAAUGUUGUGGAUUCUGGAGGAACUCCGCCGGGAACUGUUGCCAGCACAUUGACCAUGCCUCCAGAAGUAGCGGUCCGAAAUGUGGUCAGCAUUGCUCGCUCCCAAAGCCAACAGUCGUCUUGGACGUCCUCCAACAAUGACGUCAUAGUAACUGGUAUAUACAAUCCGUCCAGUUCAUCUGGCAGAAUGGUGUCCGCUAAACAGACUAAUGCGUUGAUGAGCGAUAUGCAUAAAAACUCUCUUCCGAGGCCUCCUGUGAAAAGCGAUCCCGAAUUUCAGCGGCAGCACAUUGCGGUGGCACGACAAACGCCGCACUGUAAAAAUGCUUCCCUGUUCCUGGGAGAAAAAACAAUUAUCCUGUCUAGGCAAACAAGUGUGUUGAAUUCAGCAAACUCGAUUUAUAAUCACACUAAGAAAAGCUACGGCGGUUCUUCGGUUCAGACUGCCGAGUUGGUUUUACCUCAGAAGCCCGUGUUGUGCCACCGACCAUGCAAAGUGGAGCAAAUGGGGUGUCAAAGGUUACAGAAACCAGAACAUCCAAUCCUUGCCUCACACAUGCCGUCGGGGCAAAGGGCUAACAGUAGAGAUCCUCCCUGCAGCACGCACAAUUUGGAAAUCCGAGAGGUUUUUUCCUUGGCUGUUACCGAUCAGCCUCAGAGAAUCCUGGGAGGAAAUGCACAGAAGUCAUCGUCUUCUUCGGGAGAAGGCAGUUGUUUGUCAAUUGCCAUGGAAACUGGGGAUGUAGAUGAUGAGUAUGCUAGAGAGGAAGAGUUGGCAUCAAUGGGUGCCCAGAUACAGAAUUACUCCAGGCUAAGUGGCACAUCCCUCAGAGUCGAGAAUCCAGGCACUGGGCUGUCUGGAUCAGGCAGAAGCGUCAGCUGCAGUUCACAUGUGGGGAAUGCCAGGGACUUGCAUGACAAUAUCCUGUAUCAUAACAGAGACUAUCGCUUGCCUCCACGGACCUCCUUGCAUACCACGUCCAGUACACUGUAUAGCAGUUCUUACCCAUCCAGAAGUAACCUUUCUUCUCAUUUUGCAGCAUCCAAUCAACUAAGGCUAUCUCAGAACCAAAAUAAUUACCAGAUUUCAGGAAACCUUACUGUGCCUUGGAUUACGGGUUGUUCCCGAAAAAGAGCACUACAGGAUCGUACCCAAUUCAGCGACCGAGACUUAGCUACCCUUAAGAAAUACUGGGAUAAGGGCAUGACCAGCCUCGGCUCAGUUUGCAGAGAGAAAAUUGAAGCAGUUGCUACGGAGUUAAAUGUUGACUGUGAAAUAGUGCGGACUUGGAUUGGGAAUCGGAGACGAAAAUAUCGUCUAAUGGGAAUUGACGUCCCUCCUCCUCGAGGUGGCCCUGCUGAUUUUUCCAAUCAAUCUGAUUCCAGCAGUAAAUCAAUACCCAUUCCAGGAGAUGAUGGUUCAACUGAUGUGGGAGAUGAUAAUGACAGGAAUGAUGAAGUAUCCAUCUGUUUAUCGGAGGGAAGCUCACAAGAAGAACACAGUGAAGUUCUUCAGAACGAAGACAUGGGCCACAAAGAGGGGGACCAGACUACUGUAUCUGCUGAUAAUGUGAAAAUAGAAAUCAUAGAUGAUGAAGAAAGUGAUAUGAUAAGUAAUUCUGAAGUGGAUCAAAUGAGUUCUCUUCUGGACUAUAAAAAUGAAGAAGUAAGGUUCAUUGAAAAUGAACUGGAGCAUCAAAAACAGAAAUAUUUUGAGCUGCAGGCUUUCACUCGGAGUUUGAUACUUGCCAUCAAAACUGAUGAUAAAGAACAGCAGCAGGCACUCCUCGCAGAUUUACCUCCGGAGUUGGAAGAGAUGGAUUUCAAUCAUGCAUCUCCAGAACCUGAUGAUACCUCAUUCAGUUUGUCAUCUUCAUCAGAGAAAAAUGCCUUGGACAGUUUGUGAUCCUUUGACAAAGGAAACAAGACGACGUAGUUUGCCUAAUGUGUAUGUUUUGAACUACUUCACGUUUUGUUAGGCAGUGCCCUUAAAUAUGAAGGGGAGAGAUGGGGUGGGAAGGCAGACUAGCAACCUUGUGUAGUGGGUGUGGUUGACGGUAGCUGCAAAUUCAGAAUUUUGUUUUUGACAAAUGUGAAAGUUACUUAAGAAAAAAAACUUUUACUCUUCUAGCAGCUAUGCCUUGAUGGUGGUGCCCUUAUACUAACCUGCAUUUAAUAACAAAACCCGGAUUGGAGUAGGCGCCAAGAGUGGAAGAAAAGUUGCCAAUUAUGCUAAUAAUUCAACAAUAUCUUCCUAAUCUAGCCCACCAGACCUGUUCAGUCUGAUGGUUUGCCUCCUCUUGUACUUGCCCCCUUCUCCAGAUAGGUGGACUCAUCACUGGAAAUUAUGGGCUUCAAUAGAUCAGUGGGUAAAAGUUAGGCCUUUACUGAAACGAUGAUCAUUCAAACCAGGGAUCGAGUUAAAGAAGUGCUUUUUUAAAUCUGUACAUAACAGCAAAUCAUUGUGUCUUUUCUUGUCUUCACCCUUACCUAAUGCCUGGGAAAUUCUUGGAAAAGUAAACCUAUCUAACUUAAUUAGCUCCAAUAAAUUACUUAAUGUAUUGCAGCAGGUGGAAAUUCUAAAUGAAAAUAGUCGGCUGUUAUUAAAAGUGUUCAUUUGUUUAGGAAGGCAACAAUUUACAAUAGUGCAGGGACUUCACAUAAUGUCCCCCCCCCCUUAGAACACCCUGGGGAUAUGUGGCGAUAAAGCCAAAAAGCUAUCAGUGCAUACACAGAUCCGAAGGGUGUGUGGAUUCUUGUAGUUCAUUUACAAGCAAGGCUCAAAGCUGCUCAGGACUACGGUUUUGUUACUUAAAAUACAGCCUUUCCCCCCAUGAUUCUUGGUAGAGAGAGUGAGAGUUAGAAGAGAAUUGCUAAGGAAGCUGAAGUGCCCGGUGUAUGUUCCAGGAUCUGCAGGCCUGGCUUUGAGAAGCAGGAAUGGAAAAUGUCCCCAAAGGAAGUACUUACGAUAUUGUAAUUUGGAAAACUGCUUGAUCGGAUUAGAAUACAGUUAACAAACAAACAAAAGCUGACUUAUGAAUUUGCUCUGGCGUAUGGGCCAGGGAAUCAAGCAGCCCCAACUUCCUUGAACUAACUAGGCAAUUUCAGAAGGCCAUGCAAAACUGAGGUCAGUGGCAAACCUAAAUUCGUAACGGUUGUUCAUAAUGAGUCUUGAGAUGUCCAGUGCAUAAAUUGUCCAUUUUCCUCUUUGCUAACCAGUGCUGAGGACUGAGUUUGUUUUUAACCUUAACCGUUUUCAGACUUUUGAUCUAUGUAUGCUAUGUCUUUGAUUGGAUAAUGAAAAUAUUAGCUAUA